AUGAAUGAACAAAACUUAAAUAAUUCUAAAUUAUCUGGAUUUCUUAAUGUAUGGUGUUUAAUGUGUUCAAGUUCAAUUUGUUUAAUCUACUUAUUUGUUUUAAUUCAUCAUCGGUUUGUUUGUCGAUUUCUUCAACGAAAAUAUCAACAUUUGAAUCGUUUGUCGUCAUUUGGCUUGAAUCAGAAUAAAACAACCACAACAAGUUUUAAUGCAGAGGGUCCAGUUAAUGAACGAAUGAAUGGACCAGGAUUAAUACAAACUUAUGGGUGCUGUGGAAAUUGUGGUGGAUGCCCUGAUCAUGUACUAGUUGUGUAG
Molecule: messenger RNA, 315 nt
Organism: Schistosoma mattheei
Lineage: Eukaryota; Metazoa; Platyhelminthes; Trematoda; Strigeidida; Schistosomatidae
Source: the annotation of a GenBank genome assembly